GUGCCGUCUCUCCGCCGCAAAGGACGUCUACGCUUCACCUCGCGAGGAUACAGAGCGUGGCAACGUUUCUCUACAGCACCGCGCUACCACUUCAGUUUCACUGAAAGCAGAAAAAUGACGGCCUUCCAAGGAGUCGCACUUAUGGUUUCCUUUAUGUUCGUGCUGGUGUCUGCAGUACCUGAAAAGUGCCACAUCCCGGAUGAGGAUUGGGAAGUCCUGGCCGAGCGAUUCCUGGCUCAGAUGCCAAAUGAAUACAUAUUCCCUAGAGGCUCAAACAACUCGUCAAAAAGCAACGAAGUACUGCCUGGCGUCACCACUGGUGAGAUGACCCUAGCCGGCCUCUCCCACUUGGAACGAUACGGCACCGUACGUGUGUACUGCAAGAAUGGCAAGCCUCUCGUUAGCGUAAGCAUGGUGGCCCGGGCCCCACUGCAGAUCUCGGUGCCUUGGAAGUACUGCGGUGGCAAGUCCGGAGUCGUGGCCACGACGGCGAAACACGUCAAGGUGUGCGUCAAUUUCGAGGUGGAUGAAGUCGACAACAAGCUGUCCCUUCGGCCAGUCCGCGUAUCUCCAAAAUGGAUCGAAACGAUGGAUGUGAAACUGGAAGGUGCGGGAGACGUCAUCAAGACGGUCGCGUCCGUCAUGGGGAAGCUGAUGCCAGCAUUCGUCAAGGAUUUCUGGAUUGAGAACCUGCCCUGGAGAAUGCACAAGGUCCUCGAACAGAUUAGGAAGUAAAUGGAGACGUACUGAUGUCACACUCACACCCAUUUGGAUCCUACAGAUCCAGCAAGUCAUUCCCGGAAUUUCUGUUCAUGCAGUAAAUUUAAUUUGAUUUUUGUUUGCCUGAAUAAAGGAAGAGCACUAUCUCUAGAAUGAAAUAAAUAUAUAUGACAAACAUG
This is a messenger RNA of Dermacentor andersoni, 899 nucleotides long. RefSeq lists its product as uncharacterized. The record is from RefSeq and is a predicted model, not a curated record. NCBI's taxonomy places the organism in Eukaryota, Metazoa, Arthropoda, Arachnida, Ixodida, Ixodidae.